This is a messenger RNA of Didymodactylos carnosus, 1719 nucleotides long. The record is from the annotation of a GenBank genome assembly. Lineage: Eukaryota; Metazoa; Rotifera; Eurotatoria; Philodinida; Philodinidae.
AUGACUACACAACGGAUAUCAUCACAUCCACAUUAUUUUUCAAUGUUUCAAAGUUAUUGUACAGAGCAAAAUAUAUCGAAUAAAGAUGUUCUACUAUUGAAUGAACAACUUAAACAUGAGAUCAAAGAGGUUUUACAUAAUAUAAAUCAAGAAAUUAUAAAAAAAUUAGUUAAUUUAACAUUACAUACAACGUGUAUUCCAAUAGAGUUUGUUCAAGACUGUGAUACACCCACGGGGAAUAUUUAUCAACACUAUCUUAUUGAUCAAACAAUGUAUAAAUUGUUAAAUGAUAGUAAAAUAAUUAAUUUUAUACCACAAUUACAAAAAUUGUAUCCGGUGAGAACAUCUGGUAACGGUAAUUGUUUAUUACAUGCAUGUUUAAUUGCUAUUGCUGGCGUUCAUGAUUUUAAUCUUUAUCUACGCGAUUGUUUAACACAAUUUAUGGAUGUACAUGAACAAUCGUUAAAAAAACGAUGGCAAAUUGAACGUUUAAAAAAUGAUCAAAAACUUGGAAUUACAACCGAAGAUAAUAGACUAGAUACUGAAUGGAAAGAAUUAUGUGAUUUAGUUCGAUAUGAAAAUAAAGGAGAUGGUACUAUAAAAAAUUUACAAUUUUUAGAAGCUGUACAUAUAUUUUCUAUUGCAAAUAUGUUUUGUCGUCCAAUAAUUGUUUUAUCCGAACAUGUUGUUCGUAAUAAACAUGGUGAAGCAAUCUCAAUUAAUGAUAUUAUGGGAAUUUAUUUACCAAUAUUAUCAUCUCAGAAUAACUGUACAAAAGAUCCAAUUGUAAUUGCUUAUGAUAAAUCUCAUUUUUGUCCACUUCUUACAUGUGAUGCUGAAAGAUGGUAUGUUUCGAAUGGUAAAAAAUAUACAGCAGAAAAAUUAUUACCAUUACUCCAAUAUGAUGAUACAUCAGGCUAUAUAGCGUUACCUGUACAUUUUCUAGAUAAUUCUGAACAAUCAAAAAAAGAUAAUUUACUAAAACAGUAUUUAAAACUCACUAAAACUACAGUUAAACACGAAACAUCAUCACAAACUAUUCCAUGUUGUCAAUUAGGUGGAAAACGUCUUCCACAACAGUGUGAUUUUAUUUUAUUAUACAAAAAAUAUGUUCUUGAAUUUAUAGAAGAACAAAAGAGACUUGCCGAAGGAGAACAUGAAAAUCGAUAUAAUAGCGAUGGAUAUGGUGAAUUUAUAUCACCAUUUGAAACAUAUAGAAAUGAAGAUCUACCACCACCAUAUAAUUCAAAACAAUCAACAACAUCAAUGUAUUCUGAUUCAUUACCCAAACAGCAGUCUACAACUAAUUCGAUGUCAGGAACGAAUUUUUAUUCAACUAAUAUUUUUGAUAACCAAGCAGGUAUUCAGUCAUCAUUACAUGAACAUCGUGAAAGUUAUGAGAAUGCAGUAGUAAAUGGACAAAUAUCAACAGCGCCCUCUUCAAUCAAUGGAUAUCCAUAUCCUUAUGAUCUACAAGAUAGAUCAUCACCAUAUUCAACAACCACGCAAAAAAAACUAAAUCAUCAAACAGACAAUUACAUAAAUAACCAAAAUGAUAAUUAUUAUGAUAGUGGUAAACAAGAGACAUUAGUAUCAUCAUCAUCAUUAUUAAAUAUCGAUGAAAAUCACAUGCAUCAAAAUAAUACAACAAUUGAUAAUUUAACAUCAGACAUGAGUAAUUCAUCAACAAAAGAAUCAAAAUUGAAAAAAGGUAUGUAG